AAGGCGGGGAUGCAGAGGGGGCAGAAGCUGGAGGAGAGGCAGCGGGGCGCGCAAAGUGGGGCUUUAAUUAAUUGAGGGGGGACAGGAGAGUGGGAGUGUGUGUGAGAGACAGGCAGACAGAGAAGGGGGGGGGAGAAGAGCAGGUGAGGGGGCCGCCUCUGCUGCUGUUUCUGGCGCCUGUGUGCGUGUGUGGGGCGAAGGGAGGGGGCGGCUGCAUUCUCAUCUGCAAAGGGGCGGCUGCUUUCGCCGCCGCCCCACACCCAAUCCCAUCGCCCCGUAACUCUCCUUCCUUCCAGUCUCUCCCCCCCCCCCAACCUCCGCCCCGCGCCUUCCAAGUUGUUUAUUCGCUUGGCUCUGUGGUGUCGGAGCCAUGGAAGUUGGCGGCUAGAGGAGUCCCAGCGCCCCCACUGGAUAAGUUCACGGGGCCCAAGGGGUUGGAAACCAAGAAGAAGUCGAAAACUCGGAGUUGGAGUUUUUGAAGCAAAGGGCUGGUGGGCGUGCCAGGCAAAAUGCUCAACAGGUCCCAACACAUUUUUCCGUUCUUUUCGAAAGCUACGUUUUGAAAAGGAGAAUUUCAACUCAGAAAGAAGUAUUAAAAUAAUGGAGCCCAAAGAGUCACUGAAGUCCUCUGGAGGGGAGGAAGCAGGGAAAAGUGCUCAUUUCCGUGACAAAGGAGGAAUUGUGAUGGACUUCCAUCCAUCCUUUAGGGGAGGAGCUACUGCCAAGACUCCUGCAGCUACGUCUCCCUUGCCUACCCCUUCUCAGUCUGAUUCCAAGCAACCGCCUGCUGUGUCUGACUUGUCAAAGGGAUUGGGAAGCAAUGUGCCGCAGCCCGAUCUCUCUAAAGCAGUGUCGCUCUCCAUGGGACUGUAUAUGGGGGAGACAGAGGCAAAAGUGAUGGGAAACGAACUUGGAUUUCCUCAGCAGGGCCAAAUCAGUCUCUCUUCAGCAGAAACAGAUUUUAGGCUCCUGGAAGAAAGCAUUGCAAGUUUGAAUAAAUCCUCUAGUCUGGCAGAAGGCUCAAAGGGUACUGCAUCUGUGGAUGUCCCUCUAGAACGAGAGUUCCCAAGCAUGGCUAGUCAUGAUCUCACUUUAGAGCAAGGGGCUUUAGCGCAAAGCCAGGUUGGUACUAAUGGUGGCAACUUGAAGCUGUUUCCUGAAGACCAAAGCACCUUUGAUAUUUUGCAGGAUUUUGAUUUGCCACCAGUGUCUCCAGGAAAAGAAACAAAUGGAAGCCCUUGGAGAAUGGAUCCCAUGCUGGAUGACAGCAGCUUGCUUUCACCUCUUGGUGAUGAGAGUUUUCUCCUGGAGGGAACUGAAAUGGAGGACUGCAAGCCUCCAAUUUUACCAGAUACUAAGCCUAAAAUUAAUGAGUGUGGGGAUCUGUUGCACAGCUCCACAGUGAAGUUGCCACAAGUGAAGACUGAAAAAGAAGAUUUUAUUGAACUGUGCACCCCUGGGGUAAUAAAACAAGAGAAAAUAGGCACAGUUUAUUGUCAGGCUAACUUCUCUGGGUCAAAUAUGCUUGGAAGUAAGACAUCUGCUAUUUCGGUUCAUGGUGUCAGCACGUCUGGAGGACAAAUCUACCACUAUGACUUGAACACAGCAUCUGUCACUCAACAGCAGGAUCAGAAACCAGUUUUCAAUGCCAUUCCAUCUCAUACUGCUGGUUCAGAAAAUUGGAAUAGGUGCCAGGGAUCUGGAGAUGAUGCUCUUACGUCAAUGGGGGCUUUGAAUUAUUCUGGCAGACCUGUCUUCUCUAAUGGGUUUUCAAGCCCUGGAGUGAGAUCUGAUGUAAGCACUUCACCAUCUACCUCUUCAACAACUACGGGACCACCUCCCAAGCUCUGCCUUGUUUGCUCAGAUGAGGCUUCUGGGUGUCAUUAUGGUGUCCUAACUUGUGGCAGCUGCAAAGUGUUCUUCAAAAGAGCUGUGGAAGGGCAGCACAAUUAUCUCUGUGCUGGAAGAAAUGACUGCAUUAUUGACAAAAUUCGGAGAAAAAACUGCCCAGCUUGCCGCUAUAGGAAAUGUCUUCAAGCUGGCAUGAACCUGGAAGCACGAAAGACAAAGAAAAAGAUAAAAGGAAUCCAGCAAUCUAGUGUGGCUGCAGGAAGAGAGACUGCAGAAAGUCCUACAAAUAAGGCUGUUGUUCCUGCCUCCCUGCCACAGCUAACUCCUACUCUGGUUUCCCUACUGGAAGUCAUUGAACCAGAAGUGAUGUUUUCAGGCUAUGACAGCACAGUACCGGACACAACUUGGCGUAUUAUGUCAACUCUCAAUAUGCUAGGAGGAAGGCAAGUGGUUGCUGCUGUGAAAUGGGCAAAGGCAAUACCAGGUUUCAGAAACUUGCAUCUGGAUGACCAAAUGACUCUUCUGCAGUAUUCGUGGAUGUUUCUGAUGGCUUUUGCCCUAGGAUGGAGGUCAUAUAAACAAGCUAAUGGAAGUUUAUUGUGUUUUGCACCAGAUUUGAUCAUUAAUGAGCAGAGAAUGAAUUUACCCUGUAUGUAUGAACAAUGUAAGCGUUUGCUGAUGGUUACUAAUGAGUUAGCACGUCUUCAAGUUUCAUAUGAGGAAUAUCUCUGCAUGAAAACCUUGCUGCUUCUCUCUACAAUUCCUAAGGAGGGCUUAAGGAGUCAGGCUCUGUUUGAUGAAAUCCGUAUGACCUACAUCAAAGAACUGGGGAAAGCUAUAGUGAAGAGAGAGGGAAACUCAAGCCAGAACUGGCAGCGAUUUUAUCAACUGACGAAACUUUUGGACUCCAUGCAUGAUGUGGUUGAGAAUCUUCUAAGCUUUUGCUUCCAAACGUUUUUGGAUAAAUCCAUGAGUAUUGAAUUUCCAGAAAUGUUGGCAGAAAUCAUCAGCAAUCAGUUACCAAAAUAUUCAAAUGGGAAUAUCAAGAAACUCCUAUUUCAUCAGAAGUGACUGCCUUAAUACAGAAAUAAUGCCUUAAGGAAAAAAAAGUCAAUUAUAGCUUCUUUUUUUACAAACUAAAAGACUUGUUAAUUUUGUCCUUGCAACUAUAUUGGGUGUUCUUGUUUUUGUUUUGUAAUUAUGCACUACAUGUGGUUUACAGAGGGCCAAGACCUAGGUUUCAGAAGCAGAUGCCUCAAACUGAAUGAUUACAGGAAGAAGGAAAAGAAGGAAAUAUGAUUUGGGAUUUUCCCUCCAGAUACACCAUCAUAUUGACAGGAUAGGAUAUACCAAAACAGCAGUGUCAAGUUCAGAAUCUACAUUGUCAACAUUCUGCUAGGAAUUUCUGCAGUUGGCUGGAUAAAAUUUUCUAGGUUUUUUGUUUCGGUAUAGAUUUUUUGUAUAGUUAAGGUAGCAUUUUGGUUUAUGCAUGUAACAUGAAGAAAGUUUACAACUGUAUAUCGGAAAAGGGAAGUUGUGCCUUUUAUAGCUAUUACUGUCUGGUUUUAGCAAUUUCCUUUAACUUUAUAUACAGUGAACUAAGCUUGCUCAUUUUUUUUCUUACAUAAUUUUUGUAAAACGUCAAGAUGCCUAUUGUACAGCUGUUUUUUUUAAAGUGGGGCAGCUCAUAGCUUAAUGACCUCUAGAUAUUAAUCUUUUACGUAUACUCAUGUGAAUAUAGGUUGACUUUUCUAACCUGAUCAAGACUGUCAUAGUCACAUUUUAGAUGUCACCUUUUAAAUUUGGCCUAUAAAGUCAGCUUUCUUCAGUGGCGGGGGUGGGGUGGGAGGGAUUGAAAUGUAAUCCAAAUCUAACCUGAAUACUGGACAUGCAUACUUUUGAUAUUGGUCAAAGAUUCUGUGAGCUACUUGCAAACUAGCUCUGUCUUAAACAGGUUUGUCAACACAAACUUUUUUUAAAAAAAAAACAAAGCAUACUAGAUAUUUACAUUUAAUGUGAUAGCCAUAAUUGUAAGAUUCUUGGGCUGGAUUGACAGUAAAAUCAUCAGUCUUGACUGCCCAUCAGGAAACCUUCAGGAAAAUAUGCAUAACUGUUUAAAAGUUUACUUCUACAGGGAAAAAUUAACUUUUCCCAUACUCAGUCUAUUGCCAUAUGAGUGUGUACUUCUGUGUGCAUCAGUGUAUAUUAUAUAUACAGUGGCCACAAUCCAGAGCAGCUGUCAUAACGCAGAACAAAACUGAUGUGCACCAAACUUGGCAUGUCUGCUGUUCUCCUUGGACAUAACUGAGAAAGUAGCAAAACCUGUGCUUUUUAAAAUUAUUUGGAGGACAGUAUUGAUGAUCAGUUCAUCUUUUUUUUCCACAUCAAGUGCAAAGCUGUGCAAUUGCCUCUCUGGGUUUCUCAGAAUUGUUGGAUUACAGCCAGUGUUGCCAUUCCAGAGAAUCUGCUCCCUCCAACCUAAGAUGUGAUUGGCACUGCCACUUCUUAUAACCUAUUGGGAAGGGGUUGGAGGAUGGCAAGGCUGCCUUAUGAGAUGAUAGUACUGUGGCUUAUGCCUCACCAGUGCAGUAGUGCCCCGAGUCCUGAACAUACACACCCGAGCCUACCUUUGCAACAGCUUUUUGUACCCCAGUAAAGCAGAACAAUAAGUAGAAAGAAGACAGUUUCUGCUAGUGGAUCACUCCCUGGAUUGGGCAAAAUCUUGACUCUAUUUUAAGUUGAUGGUUAAUUUCUGUUGACUUCAAUAGUCAGGAACUCUAUAUGUGUAUAUACAUACACGUAUACGUACUUUAUAUAAAUACAUAUACAUAAAUAUCAUUGAAUUACAAAAAAUAAAUAAGUAUGCCCAGUAUAUAUUAUGUUUAGUAUUAUAAUGAUUCUUAAAAGAUUUUACUUCAAGUAAGAUUUUUACCUUUAUGCAGAAAAUAAAAUAGACCAAACUACAGGAAGAAACAAAUCUCUUCUGGAAAAUAAAAACCCUAAACUUGUGUUGUUACACACCCAUUUUCACAUCAUUCGUCACCCAAACAAUCCUAUCUUGUUUCCUGGAGAACACGAAAAUUCCGCUACUGAUUUAGUGGUGUAGACUAGAGCUUUGUCUCUGUACGUCGCCCAACCCUUCUGCAUCAAACUACUAGUGUGCCAUAAAAACAACCACCAUAUAAGUCUUGUGAAUUUACAACCAUGUAAGUCUUGUGAAUUUUUCCUUGUCAUCAUUGAUUUAUAUUUUAAAACAAUUUGCAAGCUGUAGUAGCCUAUCCUCUGAGCACCUUAGGAAUUCUCAGAAAAUUGUAAAUGCUAUGCCACUCGAAAGAAAGAAAGAAAAAAUAUUUUUGUUCAAAGUGGCCUGAAUAUUUCUGUAAAAAGAAAUUAAUGGGGGUUUACUUACUUAACAGGAGUUAACAAUCAAAAUGUAAUAUGAUGCUACUAAUAUUUUUUUAGUUAUAUUUUCAAAUAGAUAUCAUUUGGUAGAGUUUGAAAAGGAAGGAAGGGCUACUACAGCUUUAAAAGGAAUUUAUCAAAUUAUUGUAAAAUAGCUUGUAUAGUGUAUCAUAAGAAUGGUUUUUAGAUGACAGAUUGCUUUAUCAUGACAUGUGAUAUAUUUUUUCUAGGGGUCACAAAUGUGUUAAAUGGUAACCCAUACAAAUUGUGGUUUGUCUGGAAGUAUUAAUCCUGGCAGCAUUGUUCAGAAGUAUCUAAAGAGGUACUCUAGUUUUACUUGGUGUGUUUCUAUCGUUUGUUUGUUUUUAUCCUUUUCCUUUUGCUUUCCUUUUUGUUUUAAAGGCACUUACCCAUAUUCGGUGGGAGUUCCUCGGGCUGAAACCUAAAUCCAUUAGUCCACUGUAAGAAAAACAUGGGAGCUGGAGGUUGAAUUUAAGUGCCCAGCCCAUGCGCUUGGUCCCAUCACAUUCCAGGACUAAACCUGCAGCAGAUGUGCAGGUUUAUUUGACCUUUCCCCCUAUCCCACCCCCACUCCCCAAAAAAUAAAGUAGUGUGUUCGUAUGUCCACACUUCUCUAUGUAUGGGGUUACUUUCACAUAUAGCCUCACAGAGCACCACAAAACAGUGAGACAAAUUUGGCAGUUAAAAUGCAUACAGGUACCAGCAAUAUGUAAAUAAUAGAACAUAGGUUGUUCACAGUCUACUAAAUACAUUUCUAAUUAUUCAACAAAAAUGUUCUUGGUAAAAUAGGAGUUUUACCUGAACUAUCUGUUUUUAAAUCUUUUUUUAUUAAAAAAAACCAACAACAAACUUUAGGUUUAUAAAUGGAAAUCCCCAGCUACUUUCAAGUAAAAUACUACCUUUUAAUAACAGUAAUCAUUCUUUUUGAUCUCUGUGCAGUCCUACAAUUGGGUGCUGCGCCUAUGCAUAGCAUCUUGAGAACCUUACAGAGCUUUUGUCAAGUAACUCAUCCUCUCGUGCUGUGAGCCUCUUUGCAAUUAUCUGGGGUGGGGGGUGGGGAUAGGGCAAGCGCCACCUCCUUGAGAAUGUGCUGCCUGCGUCUCUCUAAGUUUUUCCACAGGAGCACCAGCUCCCUGGCUAGGGCUCUAGAAGGUUCUAAACAUGUUCUGCAUAGAAUACAGUUGUGUUAUGCACAGAUGACCACUCAAAGGAUACCAGAAACAGGUAAGAAACCUGUCUCUCUUCUUGAAUAAGCUCUUUAAAGUAUGUAUGUUUUAACAGUUAAUCUAAGCUUCAGAGAGUAUUUUAACAUUAGUUUGCAAACCAUUGGGAUGAAAAUGUAUUCUGCCUGAUUUUAGUUAAUGCUAAGAGACUCAAGUAUUUGGUUUCAAAAAGGUUCCUGAAAAGAUAAAUCAUGACACCUUGUCUUUAUUUCAAAGGAAAAUUUGGAAAGUUGAACUUGGGAAGUGAUGUGUAGUAUACAUUUUAGUCCAAGUUUAAGGAAGCUAGCACUGCAUCCAUGGACAAAUGUAUGUGUGGUGGUUUACCUAUACAAGUGAGGUAUACCAAAAUCAAUAUUAUGACUAUGUGCAAACAAGUACUUCAGCGGUGAAAAAAGAGGCUCUAAUUCUUUUGAUUUCAUGUAUUUUUGCUCAGUUUUUGGACUUUGAUUUCACUUUUUAAAAAUGCUGAUUCUGGAAAAAGAACUUUCAAUUUAAAUGUGCUGUUAAGAAUAUAAGUACAAGCCAUUUAAAGUACAUAAGCAUCAGCAAAAGGUGUGUUGUUUCUUGUCUGGCUAGUCUUUUUUCAUGCUGGGGAAAAUCAGCACUUCAAAUAAAGCAGGGAAUAUUCUGACUUCUGUCUCUUCAGUGCCUUGCCACAACAUGCUAACAGAAAUAACAUGGGUAGCCCCAGAUAUGCAUGCUGUAUGUUAGAAUUGCACUUGGAAACUAAUAGGAAUGGCCUUUCAUAGGAUAUGUUAGGGCAUGCAAACGGAGAGAGGAAAUUUUAUCACUUAUACACCACUAAAGUAACUGAGAGCCUUAGCCUUAAGCCUGAGCACACUUACUUUGAAGUAAGUCCUAUAAAAUCUUUGGGACUGACUUCCAGGCAAAUGUGCUUAGGAUUGGUUUGCCAAUCUUGCCAGCCGUACCGUAUUAAACCAAAAAUACAGCAUUGAGUUUCCUUGAAAACAGCAGAGACUGAGAAAGUGCGCACAACUAGGGGAACAAGUGCCAGCCUACCUUUAGAAACACAGCCACUUAACUUUACAAAAUAACAGUGUAUGAGGAACGGAGGUGGGAAGAAAGCAGACGGUGGAGAACUGAAAACCGAGGCUAGUUCCAUUUACCAUAUUCAUAUACGCACAUCAUAUGGGGCGAUUACAAAUGUGCAGGCUCACAAGAUAGGAUAGCACAUUUUCAUUUUGUUCAGCAUGCAGAAACUCAGUGGGGCCUUAAUUCUUCAACAUAGUGUGUAUUCCGAUGCUGAUUAUGCAAAGAACUUAACCCUUCUACACUUGCAAAAAAUGAGCAAAAUCAAAUGCUGUCAGGCAGAACCCGUUUUAAUUAAACCUCUUUAAAAAAAAAGUACUAUUAACGAAACCAUAUUAAAUAUACAGGGGUAUAAGUACAGGUGGAUGGUAGCUGGUGAGGUGGGGAGGUCUGUAAUUUCUACAGCUCUUAACAUCUCUCUUGAGUUGCAUUCCUCCCCCCCAACAGAAAAGUUGGGCCCAGAGCUACAGUUGUGUCUGCAGAAGGUGUCCUCUGUUGACAAGUAGUGUUAUAUACUUUUGUGCCAAAGUAAAGUGAAAAUAAAUCCAAAGAUGUUCUUCCGCUUCGUCAAGCAGAAGCCUGAGAACUUUUAUAGAACCUACCUGACAUACUGUUACACAAAUGCUUUCCCUGGUGCUGUGUAAGCUUUGGGACAUAAGAGUUAAAAUCCUAAAAAGCACUUGAGUAGUUCAUGCCUCCUUAGCUUUACUGUUGCAUCAGCACUAAGUUGCUGUUGUGGUGUUUACAUAAAGCUUUUAUCAUGAUGGAGCUGUUUAUGCCCUCCGUGACAUGUCAGCGAAUCCUUUUGGAACGCACAUAGAAACAUGGGGUGGUAUUUAGACAUCACAGAACAACAGGCUCCCCUUAUUUUCAGCAAAUGCAUGGCAAAUGAAAUAGAUGUCGGGGGGGGGGACUUUUGCAUGUUUUGACUAGCCCACGGGGCCAAUUCUGGCCCCUCAAGUGUAGGAGGGUUGAGACAUCCAAGGGAAUGGGUGGCAAGGCCCAUUUUGAACCCACUGCAAGAUAAAGUAUGUGCUUAAGUACUUUGUGGAAAGGGACCAGAGUCUCCAGCCUCUUUCAGAAUUGAGCCUCAUCCACCACUGCCUGGUCAAUAUUAAAACUAAUUGGGCACAAUUGCCCUGAAUGUACACACAUUUUUAUGCUACUGCUGUCAAUGUAGGAACCAUAAUUUCAAGCAAGAAAUAUUAUUGGAAAACAUUGAAGGGCCCUUUUUGAGGCUUUUGUUUGCUGGUAAAAAGGCUGCGUGUGUGAAAAUAGCCUCCUUUCUCCCCAACCCCCCCAAAACCAUACAAGCCCAGGCUUAAUAGCACGGAUUCAAUAGUGUGUCAACGUUCUAUUUUGUAUAUUAUACAAAAGAUAUAUAAUGGGGACAAAUCCUAUAUUAUGCUGGUGUAUGGCAUUAUUAAAAAGCUUUUUUGUUAUUUUUAUCACAGUAAUUUUAAACAGUGUAAAAAAAAUUAAAACAAGUGACUCCUGUUUAAAAAUAAAAAGUUGUAGUUUUUUAUUCAUGCCGAAUAACUCUGUAGUAACCAUGUCUUUUCACCUACACAGUGAAAUGUUGGAUUGUAAAAUCUUGUGUGGAACUGUUGAGCAUUUAUUUUUCAUUUUAAAUUUUGCUGUUCUAUUAAAUUCGAAGCCACACGUCUGUACAGAAGUUGCAGUAAAUGUAAGCCAUUUACAGCAAUGCUGAAUAAUGGACAAAAUGACAUAAUAAAAACCUGCUUUUUCAUUACAUGUUCAAAUACCCUUUUGAAGUAGGGUUUUUCGUUUUGUUUUGUUUCUUGUACAGUGUGUCGCAGAUAGAGUUCAGCCUUCUAUUAACCUACAAAAAUUAAGGCUGCAAUCCUAUACACAUUUAUCUGGGAGUUUGUGUGUGAUUGCAUUAGAGUACUGUCAGUGAAAAUAAUACAAGCAGAAGCAUGCCAAAACUUUACUGAAAAUUUAUUUUUAUCUUGCGCACGAAACCCCUCCACCAUCUUCUCCCCACCUCCCCGCUCCGAAUUAUCAGGGUGGUGACAGAUUCUUGGAAUUUCCAAAAGGGUUGAGGGAACAAGCACGAACAGAACAGUUUUAUAUCUCCUGAGAGCAGUUAAUACCUUUUAAAUAUGACGGCAGUGACCUGACCCACCCUUCUUUAUCCCAAUGGGGGCAGAUGAAGAAUCCAGGAAUUAAGAUGAACAACCAUUCUGCUUAUUGCCCAAAUUGAACAGAAAUAGAGCGCUUUCUGCUCCUGAAAUAGCCUCCUGAGAAUUCAGUAAUUCACUAAAUGAGGAAGGCAUGCAACAGGAUUUUAAAAGAAAUGUGUGUGAAUGACAGGACCUGAGCUCCAUUGCCAGCUAAGUGAAACAAAACCUCCGGGUCAGGGUUAAAGCAGCGGGGUUCACUGCAGAAUAAGAAAAAGGACUUUCUUGGAUUAAAAAAAAGCAUUAAGUCACAAAUGAUAAUCUCACUGAAGCCACAGUUUUAAAUUAAUGGAUUGGAACCAAGGCAACCAAAGCUGCUGAAAGACCGUGCUAAUGACCUAAGUGAGUUGGCAAAACAACUUAAUUUGUUUUAGAAAGAAACAAGUGGACAAAUGCAGUUGCGCUUCUAAUGAAAUAGUUUGGUGAAAUCUAUAAAACAGUUGCCUUAAACUUUGCUAAUGUUGCAUUUAAAUUGGGUGCAGCACCUGCACUGAAAUGCAGAAAAAGAAAUGAGAAAAAUUCUAUUAACUUGUGAGAUUUUGGGGCUGCAGCCUAAGUCUCGCUUUAUCCUCCACAGAAAUUUCUGCAGUGGCUUUCAUUUACCUGGGAGUCAGACCCAAUGACAUGUAAAGGACAGCCAUGUGCAGCAGAUUCAGACAGAUUUCCCCCCCCCCAAAAAAAGUGGGGGCACUUUGGACAAAUUUCGGGCCUGUCUGAGCUGAAGGGGGAUCUCUCCAAACCACCAGAACGGAAAUUGGGGACCUCUAAAGUGAUUCAGGCCAAUUCAGAUGUUUCGAAAUCUAAACAAAAGGUGUGCUGGCAAAAAUCGCCCUAUUAGGCAAACAUCAUGGUGGUGUGAAGAGGUGACCAUCUAGCUCUUUAUUAGAAUGAUUCUACCAGGUCUGCAAUCCCCAUGCUUCGUGGAAAUAUUCUUGAAGUGACGUAUCAUCUUGUUCUCGUCUAUUCUGUGUUCUUUGCAAGUACAGCUUGUUUAUAAAAUGCUGGACAUUCAAAUCCUUUUGCCCAUGUGCCACAAUUGUUCCUCUCAAAUCAGCAUUAUGAGUCGCUUGUGUCCCAUUUUUCCCAUUCACCAUUACUUCCUAACCACUACAUCCAACCUCCUGAAAUCUUGCUGCUUUCUUUCCUAGAGGCACCUUCAUAAUUUUUGCUAUUUCCAUAAAUUCAAAACAUUCCGGUUAACCUAGCCCAGGCAUAGGCAAACUCAGCCCUUCAGAUGUUUGGGGACUACAAUUCCCAUCAUCCCUGACCACUGGUCCUGUUAGCUAGGGAUGAUGGGAGUUAUAGUCCCAAAACAUCUGGAGGGCCGAGUUUGCCUAUGCCUGGGCUAGGCAUUUGAAGGCUGAAAGACCCUGGUCACCCUGAAACGAUGAGUUAUGAUAGUAGGCGAUUGCUUUUAUGAGUUUCUAACUCUUUUUAGAAGUUUCAAUUGUAAUGUUUUCUUAUCAAUAUGUUGGCCACCAUUGUCUGCUUUGCAGGAAGGGUGGGAUAUAAAUACAUUUAACGGAUAAAAAUAUUUAUCUUGCAAGUCUUUAGUGGAAGAGGAUAUAAGCGGAGGGGCUGUUUUUAUUGUUGGAAUGCUUCCUUUUGAAUUCUAAAUUUCUUUUUGUAAUAUUUUGGAGUCAUGCCCCCCUCCCCAGAAAAAACUAUCAGGUCAGCUAAAGAACUGUUAGUGAUCCUUGAAAUAUUUGUAGAGCAUGCUACAAAUUCAAACAUCAUGCUGCAAUAAGAGGAGUGGUUUCUCAAAACUUAACUAGGCUUUGAGAGGAGGGUGUGUGGAGAUGCAAACUGAAGAGCUGACUCAUUCCAGGAAAAGACGACUUGUUGAUUCUUUAUCUAAAACCAGAUGGAAUGGUUUGAGAGAAGCCUGCUGAUAGAGCAUUUAAGCCAAACACGAAUAGUACAGCUAACAUGCAAGCUAAUAUGUGCCUUCUGCCUAGCAUGGUAUGUCUAAAAAGCCGAAGACUUGCACCCUAGUAGAUGAACCAGACAAUCAUAACUAAACCGCAUUCCUGUUCUAAAAACAAGUAUAAAAUACAAAAAGCUGCCUUCAACCUUACCCUUUUAAAACAAAUUCCAUGUACUUGGCCCUCUUAGCUGCAUUUUGGCACUUUGUCAGGGCUAGUUUUGAAAACAGGUUUUCUGGAAUACGGGUCAUGAGCAUUGUCCAAUCUUUAGAAUAUUUUGACUGGAGCUGCAGUCAUUUAACAAACAAACAAAAAAUAUUUUUGAAAUAAGAAUCAUCCAGGAGACCAGUCAUACAUUUUAAAAAUAUGCUCAUUGGGUAUCAACAUUAGUCAAGCCAUUAAUCCAUCUAUCUCAGUUUUGUCUACACUGACUAGAAGCAGCUCUCAACGCUCUCUUGAGUCCUACCUGGAGAUGCCAGGAAUUGAACUGAGGACCUUCAGAAUACCAUGCAGAUGCCCUAUCACUAAGCUGCAGCCCUAAAUUGAAGCCUCUUGUUUGAGGCAAGGCAGAAUCUUCAUCCAAUCCAUGUGUCAAUGAUCCUAAAAGGCCACACCCUCAGCAACAAUAAGCCAGAGUCCAACAAGCUACUCCAGGCAAGCAUGACCUGUGUGUUCCUUUCCGCUCUCCCUUCCUACACUGCAUUUCCUCGCACAGCUGGGGCUGCUACUGAACUUUGACUUUUAUUUAAGUUCAAAUCCUCUUAC
This is a messenger RNA of Zootoca vivipara (common lizard), 12441 nucleotides long. The record is from RefSeq and is a predicted model, not a curated record. Lineage: Eukaryota; Metazoa; Chordata; Lepidosauria; Squamata; Lacertidae.